AUGUCCUUCACAGCUUCAUCUCAGUGCAAUUCAAACACCUCGAUUGCUAUCGUUGGAAUAUCGGCGGAAUUUCCUAGUGGUACUCACUCCCAGGAGAAUUUGUCUCACAAGACAUUUUUCGACUUUCUUCUCGGAGGGAUGGAAGCGUACGAGCCCAUCCCUCCCUCUCAUUUUGACAGCUCUCGUCAUCCAGGACAACUGACGACCACCACCGGCGCGUUCUUGAAAGAUGUCCUUGCAUUCGACCAUCUCGAGUUCGGCAUCAGCAAUCGGGAUGCUCACGGAAUGUCUCUCAGCACCCGGAAACUUCUUGAGUCGAGUUUCCUCGCCUUACUGGACUCCGGAAUCCAUUACCGAGGUCAGAACGUGGCGUGUUAUACAGCUUCAAUUAUGGACACUGUAAUCGAUCCGGUAAGUUUUGCAUGGUCAGCGCUGAGUUUCGGUCAGUGCUCACCUCUACAUCGACCAAUGUGA
Messenger RNA from Marasmius oreades (fairy-ring Marasmius), 474 nucleotides. RefSeq lists its product as uncharacterized. The record is from RefSeq and is a predicted model, not a curated record. The coding region runs from base 1 to 474 and encodes 157 amino acids. NCBI's taxonomy places the organism in Eukaryota, Fungi, Basidiomycota, Agaricomycetes, Agaricales, Marasmiaceae. The transcript has 2 exons. Gene Ontology annotation, biological process: secondary metabolite biosynthetic process; fatty acid biosynthetic process. Gene Ontology annotation, molecular function: fatty acid synthase activity.